This is a messenger RNA of Paramuricea clavata, 1652 nucleotides long. NCBI's taxonomy places the organism in Eukaryota, Metazoa, Cnidaria, Anthozoa, Malacalcyonacea, Plexauridae. The record is from the annotation of a GenBank genome assembly.
AUGUUUUACUGUCGUUACUGUCUACAUGGAUUUAUCCGAGAAGACCUUCUGCAAGAGCAUGAUCCCCACUGGUGUCGACAUGGUGCCCAGCGUAUUGAAUUACCGAAUGAAGACAAUACUUCACUCCAUUUCAAAGAUUAUCAUAAGCAACUCAAGGCACCAGUUGUUAUUUACGCUGAUAUUGAAAGCAUCACAGUCAAGAUCGAUUCAGUUUCCUCAAAUCCAACUAAAUCGUUUACCGAAAAAUACCAGCACCAUCAACUUUGUGGAUUUUCGUAUGUUGUUGUAUCAGAGGCAGAAAAAUACAAGAAACCUCCUGUCGUUUACCGUGGGGACGACACAAUGGGUAAAUUUCUCGAGUGCUUAGAGACAGAACAGCAAUACAUUGACGAGAAAGUCAGUUUCAUCGAGCCCAUGCGAAUUGUUUCUUCUGUGGUUUUGAAUUGGGCGCAAACCGGGUUCGCGAUCAUUGCCACCUCACAGGAAAGUAUCGUGGAGCCGCGCAUAAUGAAUGCAACCUAAACUAUAGUUUUGCUGGACGCAUUCCUAUCAUCCUUCACAAUCUUCGUGGUUAUGAUUCUCACCUGAUCGUGCAAGCUAUAGAAAAGGUAAAGAAUAAAGAAAUAAACUGCAUCCCCAACAACACUGAAAAAUACAUCUCUUUUACAUCGACAAGUUAAAUUUCAUUGACUCACCGCAAUUUAUGAACGCAUCUCUAGAGCGAUUGGUGUCUAAUCUUUCAAAAAGUGGCGUAGAUAUGUUUCCAACUCUCCAAAAACACACUGAAGCAGAUAAACUACCACUACUUCUGCGAAAAGGUGUAAAUUCAUAUGACUACAUGGAUAGUUUUGAAAAUUCUGAUGAAGAAACUCUGCCUCUAUAUCUUGCAUUAGGGAUGGAGGUGACAAGAAUACAUAGAGUCUUGGUGUUUCAACAAAUUCCAUGGCUCAAAGCCUAUAUAGAUUUCAAUACAGAAAGAGGAAAGUGUGCCGCGAAUGACUUUGAGAAAGAUUUCUACAAGCUGAUGAAUAAUGCUGUGUUUGGAGAGACCAUGGAGAAUCUGAGAAAGCGAGUCAAUGUCAAGUUGAUCAACGACAAGACAAAGCUGACGAAACUGCUCGUCCAUCGUUUGACUCUUUCCGUAUUUUCUCUGAGGACCUCGCUGCAGUGAAUUUGGAGAAAACAAAGCUAUACUUUAAUCGACCACUCUAUGUGGCAUUUACAAUCCUGGAUCUCUCAAAGGUGUUGAUGUAUCAGUUUCAUUACGAACAUAUGAAACAGGAGUACGGUGAUAACGCUAAGCUGCUUUUCACGGAUACGGAUAGUCUAUGUUAUGAAGUGAAGACACGUGACAUCUACCAAGACAUGUUAGAAGACACAGAGCUAUUCAACACAUCCUUUGUACAAUAUAAAAAAGCAAGAAAUUUCUCGGUUAGAUGAAAGUUGAGACGCAUGGAAUUCCAAUUCAAGAAUUUGUUGUUUUAGGGCCAAAGAUGUACUCCAUCCUAUACACUGAGAACAGCAAGCUGGUGGAGAAGAAGACAGCUAAAGGAGUAAAGAAGUCGGUGACAAAUAAGAAGAUAAGACAUGAUGAUUAUAAAACCUGCUUAUUUAAUAAGAAGCAGACGAAAGCGUCAAUGAAUCAGAUUUGA